AUGCCCGCCAAGUCGCGAUUUACAAGGCUUGACGCCUUUACCAAGACGGUCGACGAGGCUCGAAUUCGAACAACCAGUGGAGGUGUCGUCACCAUUGUCUCCCUGCUUGUCGUCUUGUUCCUAGUAUGGGGAGAAUGGGCCGACUACAGAACUGUUGUCAUUCGCCCUGAGCUCGUCGUCGACAAGGGACGAGGCGAGCGCAUGGAUAUUCACCUCAACAUUACAUUCCCCCGCAUGCCCUGCGAGCUCCUGACCCUGGAUGUCAUGGACGUGUCUGGCGAGCAGCAGCACGGUGUCGCCCACGGCGUGCACAAGGUCCGCCUCCGUCCCGAAGGAGAAGGCGGCGGCGUCAUUGACGUCAGCUCGCUGAAUCUGCACGACGACGCUGCCGAGCACUUGGACCCAAGCUACUGCGGCGAUUGCGGCGGCGCACCGGCCCCAAGCAAUGUCAAAAAGUCCGGCUGCUGUAACACGUGCGAGGAGAUCCGUGAAGCGUAUGCUCAGGUCUCCUGGGCCUUUGGCGACGGUAAGGCCUUUGAGCAGUGCGAGCGUGAGCACUACGCGGAGCGCCUGGAGGAGCAGCGCCACGAGGGCUGCCGCAUCGACGGUCUCUUGCAGGUGAACAAGGUCGUGGGCAACUUUCAUCUGGCGCCCGGCCGCAGCUUCAGCAACGGCAACAUGCACGUCCACGACCUCAAGAACUACUGGGAGACCACGGGCGACAAGAAGCACGACUUUACGCACUACAUCCACCACCUGCGCUUCGGCCCCCAGCUGCCCGAGGCCGUGGCCAAGAAGAUGGGCAAGGGUGCCACGCCCUGGACCAGCCACCACGCCAACCCUCUUGACAACACCAAACAGCUCACCCUCGAUCCCAACUUCAACUUUAUGUAUUUUGUCAAGAUUGUGCCCACGUCCUUCCUGCCCCUAGGCUGGGAGAAGAUGGCCCGCACCAUGAACACCGACGGCAGCGUAGAGACUCACCAGUACUCUGUCACUAGCCACAAGAGAAGCCUUACGGGGGGCGACGACUCUGCCGAGGGUCACGCCGAACGUCUUCACUCGAGAGGCGGUAUUCCUGGCGUCUUCUUUUCUUAUGAUAUUUCACCCAUGAAGGUCAUCAACCGAGAGGAGAAGGGCAAGAGCUUUCUCGGUUUCAUCGCUGGGCUCUGCGCUGUUGUUGGCGGUACUCUCACUGUUGCCGCCGCCGUCGACCGCGGCCUGUUUGAGGGCACGACGAGACUGAAGAAGAUUCGAUCAAAGAACCUAUAA
Molecule: messenger RNA, 1272 nt
Organism: Akanthomyces muscarius
Lineage: Eukaryota; Fungi; Ascomycota; Sordariomycetes; Hypocreales; Cordycipitaceae
Exons: 3
Coding region: 1-1272 (423 amino acids)
Biological process (GO): endoplasmic reticulum to Golgi vesicle-mediated transport; retrograde vesicle-mediated transport, Golgi to endoplasmic reticulum
Cellular component (GO): Golgi membrane; endoplasmic reticulum membrane; COPII-coated ER to Golgi transport vesicle
Source: RefSeq, a predicted model, not a curated record